This is a messenger RNA of Xyrauchen texanus (razorback sucker), 363 nucleotides long. Its product is annotated as somatostatin-1-like. The transcript is spliced from 3 exons. Bases 1 to 363 code for a protein of 120 amino acids. The record is from RefSeq and is a predicted model, not a curated record. Gene Ontology annotation, molecular function: hormone activity. Gene Ontology annotation, cellular component: extracellular region. NCBI's taxonomy places the organism in Eukaryota, Metazoa, Chordata, Actinopteri, Cypriniformes, Catostomidae. Gene Ontology annotation, biological process: regulation of cell migration.
AUGGAGUGGAACAAUAUAGCGCUUUUCAUUUCUGAAAGGAUGUUUUCCCAUUUACUGGUGGUUAUGGUGACUCUAUCAGUCUCUUUGCUGGUGUAUUGUGUCAGUUCUGCACCAAGAGGAGAUAUGCUGCUCCAGCUACUCCACUCAGAAGUAGAACCCAAGGAAAAUGAGCUCCAGGACCUCUCUCGUUUACUCCUGCUGAAGCAGCUCUUUGAAUCUGUGGCACAUCAGGAGACAGAUGUUCUUGCAAGCAUGGAUGAUCUUGAUGUUCAUAAUGAAGUUGUUCGCCAGAUUCCCCUCUUUCAGAGAGAAAGAAAAGCAGGCUGCCGGAAUUUCUACUGGAAGACCUUCACCUCUUGUUAG